This is a messenger RNA of Fusarium musae, 876 nucleotides long. RefSeq lists its product as uncharacterized. The record is from RefSeq and is a predicted model, not a curated record. Gene Ontology annotation, molecular function: oxidoreductase activity. Bases 1 to 876 code for a protein of 291 amino acids. NCBI's taxonomy places the organism in Eukaryota, Fungi, Ascomycota, Sordariomycetes, Hypocreales, Nectriaceae. The transcript has 3 exons.
AUGAAAGCCAUUCAAAUCAAGAAUUUCAACGCACCCUAUACCGUCUCCGAUGUUGACAAGCCAAAGCCCAAACCCCAUCAGCUACUCAUCCAGAUCAAGGCGGGCGGGUUCUGUCACACUGAUUGCAUGGCCCUUGAAAAUGACUUUGGCUCAAAACUACCGUUCAUUGGGUCACAUGAACCAGCUAGUGUCAUGGCGGAAGUCGGAUCUGAAGCUCGAGGGUUUGCGGAGGGUGAUCGAGUAGGAUAUCUCAACUUUGACAGCUGCUGCGCCUGUAUGAUGUGUGCCGGCAUCACCGUGUAUGGAGGUAUCAAGAAAGCUCAAGUUCCAUCUGGUAGCUCGAUUAGUAUUGUGGACAUUGGUGGUCUUGGCCAUAUCGGGACGCAGGUUGCCAAAGCAAUGGGAUAUCAAGUGGCUGCGAUUGAUGUGAAGCAAGAUGCCCUAGACCUUGUCGCAUCUUACCAUCUGAAACCCGACAUCUGCAUUCUAUCCACCGAUCCAGCUGAAACUUCCCUGGAGAAGAUCGCCAAUGUUAUAAACGGCGACUGCCCUGGCCUCGACGCCACAAUAGACGCAACUGAUGCUCCGGCUGCUUUUGAUCUCACAGCCAAGUUGACGCGUAAGCACGGAACUAUGGUUCUUCUGGGUCAGCCUGAGAAGGACAUUACUUUAUCUUAUCGGAACGUCAUCUUUCGUGAUAUUAAGCUAAUCGGCUCUCUUAUUGCGGAUACCAAUGAAACUGAGGAGCUCUUGGAACUAGUCGUGAAGCAUAAUAUCCAGGUCAAGAUCAAGGAAUGGAAGCUUGAAGAUGCUGAGAAGAUGAGACAAGACUAUUUGGCUGGUAGGAACAGCGGUAAGAAUGUCAUAGUAUUCUAG